Molecule: messenger RNA, 1443 nt
Organism: Oldenlandia corymbosa var. corymbosa
Lineage: Eukaryota; Viridiplantae; Streptophyta; Magnoliopsida; Gentianales; Rubiaceae
Source: the annotation of a GenBank genome assembly
AUGGUGAAGAUUUGCUGUAUUGGAGCUGGAUAUGUUGGAGGGCCUACUAUGGCUGUCAUAGCCCUCAAGUGCCCAUCUAUUGAAGUGGCAGUUGUUGAUAUAUCUGUUCCUCGUAUCAAUGCCUGGAACAGUGACCAGCUGCCCAUUUAUGAGCCAGGUCUUGAUGAAGUGGUGAAGCAGUGCCGUGGUAGGAACCUCUUCUUUAGCACUGAUGUGGAGAAACAUGUUUGUGAGGCUGAUAUUGUCUUUGUUUCUGUCAACACUCCCACCAAGACAAGAGGUCUUGGAGCGGGAAAAGCUGCUGAUCUUACAUAUUGGGAGAGUGCAGCUCGUAUGAUUGCUGAUGUCUCAAAAUCUGACAAAAUUGUGGUGGAGAAGUCAACUGUUCCAGUUAAGACUGCUGAGGCCAUUGAGAAAAUUUUGAUGCAUAACAGUAAAGGAAUUAACUUCCAGAUCCUCUCAAACCCUGAAUUUCUUGCAGAGGGAACUGCAAUUGAGGAUCUCUUCAAGCCUGACAGAGUUCUGAUCGGAGGCCGGGAAACUCCUGGAGGCCAGAAGGCUAUCCAAGCUCUGAAAGAUGUCUAUGCCCACUGGGUCCCUGAAGACCGCAUCCUCACCACCAAUUUGUGGUCUGCUGAGCUUUCUAAGCUUGCCGCCAAUGCCUUCCUGGCGCAAAGAAUCUCAUCUGUAAAUGCCAUGUCUGCUCUCUGUGAGGCCACUGGUGCUGAUGUUACCCAGGUCUCAUAUGCCGUUGGCAAAGACUCCAGGAUUGGUCCCAAGUUCUUAAAUGCUAGUGUUGGUUUUGGUGGAUCUUGCUUCCAGAAGGAUAUUUUGAACUUGGUUUACAUCUGUGAAUGCAAUGGCCUUCCUGAGGUAGCUGAAUACUGGAAGCAGGUUAUCAAGAUCAAUGAUUAUCAAAAGAGCCGAUUUGUUAACCGUUUGGUUUCCUCCAUGUUCAAUACUGUUGCAAACAAAAAGAUUGCUGUCCUUGGAUUCGCUUUCAAGAAAGAUACUGGUGAUACCAGAGAGACCCCAGCUAUUGACGUCUGCAAGGGUCUUCUGGGUGACAAAGCAAGGUUGAGCAUCUAUGAUCCACAAGUUACAGAGGAUCAAAUCCAACGUGACCUCACCAUGAACAAGUUUGACUGGGAUCAUCCCCUUCAUCUCCAGCCAAUGAGUCCCACCACUGUGAAGCAAGUCAGUGUUGUCUGGUCUGCAUAUGAGGCCACCAAAGAUGCCCAUGGUAUCUGCAUUCUCACCGAGUGGGAUGAGUUUAAGACUCUUGAUUAUCAGAAGAUAUACGACAACAUGCAGAAACCUGCAUUCAUUUUUGAUGGUAGAAACAUUGUUGAUGCUGAGAAGCUGAGGGAGAUUGGCUUCAUUGUGUACUCAAUUGGAAAACCAUUGGAUGCCUGGCUCAAGGACAUGCCUGCUGUUGCUUAA